Molecule: messenger RNA, 1281 nt
Organism: Candidozyma haemuli
Lineage: Eukaryota; Fungi; Ascomycota; Pichiomycetes; Serinales; Metschnikowiaceae
Gene: LYS21
Product: homocitrate synthase
Exons: 1
Coding region: 1-1281 (426 amino acids)
Cellular component (GO): mitochondrion
Molecular function (GO): homocitrate synthase activity
Source: RefSeq, a predicted model, not a curated record
AUGCCUGCCCCAGAGGGAUUUACCAAGGUGACUGAAGACUCCCAUAGGUCUUCCGAGGCCAUCAUGCAAAAUCCAUACGGCCCUAACCCUGCAGACUUCCUUUCGAACGUGUCUAGCUUUGAGUUGAUUGAAUCCACCCUUAGAGAAGGUGAGCAGUUCGCUAACGCUUUCUUCUCUACCGAGAAGAAGAUCGAGAUUGCAAAGGCUCUUGACGAGUUCGGUGUGGAUUACAUUGAGUUGACUUCGCCUGUGGCUUCCGAGCAAUCUAGAAGGGACUGUGAGGCCAUUUGUAAGUUGGGCUUGAAGUCUAAGAUCUUGACGCAUAUUCGUUGUCAUAUGGAUGACGCUAAGGUGGCUGUUGAGACUGGCGUUGACGGUGUUGAUGUUGUUAUUGGCACUUCCCAGUUCUUGAGACAGUACUCCCACGGAAAGGAUAUGUCUUAUAUUGCCCAGUCUGCAGUUGAGGUUAUUGAGUUUGUCAAGUCCAAGGGCAUCGAGAUUCGUUUUUCCUCUGAAGAUUCAUUCAGAUCUGAUUUGGUGGAUUUGUUGAAUAUUUACAAGACCGUGGACAAGAUUGGUGUUAACAGAGUCGGUAUUGCUGAUACUGUGGGUUGUGCUAACCCCAGACAGGUGUACGAGUUGGUUAGAACCUUAAAGUCUGUUGUGUCGUGCGAUAUCGAGUGCCAUUUCCAUAACGAUACUGGAUGUGCUAUUGCUAACGCUUACACUGCUUUGGAAGGUGGUGCCAAGUUGAUUGAUGUUUCCGUUUUGGGUCUUGGUGAGAGAAACGGUAUCACUCCUCUUGGAGGUCUCAUGUCGAGAAUGAUCGCUGCCGACAGAGACUAUGUUCUUUCAAAGUACAAGUUGCACAAGUUGAGAGAUCUUGAGAACCUUGUUGCCGAGGCCGUCCAGGUGAACAUUCCUUUCAACAACCCUAUCACGGGCUUCUGUGCGUUCACACACAAGGCGGGUAUCCACGCCAAGGCAAUCUUAGCCAACCCUUCCACAUACGAAAUCUUAAGCCCCUCAGAUUUCGGUCUCACCAGAUACAUUCACUUUGCUAAUAGAUUGACCGGCUGGAACGCCAUCAAGUCGAGAGUUGACCAAUUGAACUUGCACUUGACCGAUGAGCAAUGUAAGGAAGUGACCGACAAAAUUAAGAAAUUGGGUGACGUCAGACAGUUGAACAUCGACGAUGUGGACUCCAUCAUCAAGGAUUUCCACGCCGACCUCUCGGUACCCGGUUCGCCCGUACCAGAGACAAAGAAACAGAAGAUCUAA